Molecule: messenger RNA, 1904 nt
Organism: Chenopodium quinoa (quinoa)
Lineage: Eukaryota; Viridiplantae; Streptophyta; Magnoliopsida; Caryophyllales; Amaranthaceae
Product: NAC transcription factor 25-like
Exons: 3
Coding region: 520-1545 (341 amino acids)
Biological process (GO): regulation of DNA-templated transcription; system development
Molecular function (GO): DNA binding
Source: RefSeq, a predicted model, not a curated record
ACAUUCUGUCACAAAGUUUAUUAAAAUCUUUAAAGCUUUGUAUUGCUCAAAGUAUUGCGAUUAAGUAUAAAAAGAAAAGGAAAAAAUAGAAGCAGUUUCAUGGCUAAAAUGUUGAGGCGGCGACGAAGGUGGUCCCCAUGUCUUAAGCAUAAGAAAAGUGUGACAAUAACAUAUAUGAUCAAAGUAGUUUCAUUUUUCAUAGUUGAGAUAAAACUCCCCCAUAUAUCUCACACCUUUGUCUCUAGGUUGUUACAUUACCUGUGGGGGGUCCCACACUUACACGUGUAGCCUUCUUAAUGGUACGGUUUGGUACUUGAGUGGCAACCACCAGCCAAUACUCCUUUCCUUUGCCUCCCCCUAAUAUUUCCCACCCACAUUAAUACUAUAUUUGCCAAACAAGGCAUUACAUAAUUUCAACUUUAUUAUAAAAGGCAUGACCAAAUUAUCAUAAUAAAAAAAAAAGUUUUUAAGGUACUUGUACAUGUACAUGAUAUCAUUUUAUUUUCAACAACAAAAACUAUGGAAAGCACAGACUCUUCCUCUACACAACCUUACCCUCAGCUACCUCCCGGUUUUCGCUUCCAUCCGACUGAUGAAGAACUCAUUGUUCAUUACCUCAAACGGAAGGCCUCAUCCUCGCCUCUUCCUGUGGCGAUCAUAGCCGAGGUUGAUUUGUACAAGUUCGACCCUUGGGAGCUUCCUAGUAAGGCGAUAUUUGGAGAACAAGAGUGGUACUUUUUUAGUCCUAGAGAUCGGAAGUACCCAAAUGGGGCCCGGCCAAAUAGAGCCGCAACUUCAGGUUAUUGGAAAGCUACAGGAACUGAUAAGCCUAUAUUAACAUCUAAUGGUAACCAAAAGGUUGGUGUUAAGAAGGCUCUUGUUUUCUAUGGUGGUAAACCUCCUAGAGGGAUCAAAACUGAUUGGAUCAUGCACGAGUAUCGCGUUAUUGAUGCUAAUUCUAGCUCCAAGUUGCCUCAUCCUCUCGUCGAUCAUCCCUCCAAGAAGGCCUCUCUUCGGCUUGAUGAUUGGGUUCUAUGUCGGAUUUACAAGAAGAACAACACUCAAAGACCGAUGGAUCACGAACGAGACGAUCUAAUUGAGGAGAUGAUAAAGCAACAAAAGCUAAUGAGAACAAUCUGCUCAAAAAACACACCCUCUAGUGGAUUACUAAUGGAUCAUACUAACAAUGAUCAAAACAUAUAUGAAUUCUCAAAAUUAGGCCCUUCAGCCUCAAGGCAUGACUUGUACGGAAUGCAAGGGGAUGACAACAACAACCGCGAACAUCUAUACUGGGAUGAUCCGAUGGGAUCCCUCGGAUCAUCCUCAGGUCGUCGAUUCCACCACCCACAAUCCGAUCAGACGACGGGGAGUACCGGGACAGAUGGAAAUAGCUCAUCAUUUGUAUCAAUGUUAAGCCAACUACCUCAAGGGAUCAAUACUAGUGGUGUCCCUUUUAGUAUGGGGAGUCCCUUACUAGUUGGGAACAUUGGUGAUGGUGUUCUAAGGCCUCCUUUUCAGCUUUCUGGUGGAACAUGGAAUUCAUAGUUUAAUUUCUUCAUCAAAAUCACGGGAAAUUCAUACUCUUAUUGAAGCAAAUACAAGUGUAAGAAAGUAUACUGUAUACAUAACUAUUAAUGAUUUAUAAUUUUAUAUGUAUUAUUGCAUUGUGAGAAUUUUACUAGGAAAAUACAGGAUUUUGGUAGUUUAUUGCAUAUUUAGGGGUUAAUUGUUUUUUUUGUUUUGCAUGUCGUUAUGCCUUAAAUCAUUGUUACUAAAGAAAAAUAUAUAGUAAUACAUGCUAGCUUAGUACGAAGUUAGGAAUACCCUUCAAAAUAAAUAAAAGAAGUUAGGAGCAACACGUUAAUAUAAGCUAGGUUUAUAUACGACUAUGCAUAUAUAAACAU